Malurus melanocephalus (red-backed fairy wren) is the source of this 3610-nucleotide messenger RNA. It is a transcript of the gene MAP6, whose product is annotated as microtubule associated protein 6. Lineage: Eukaryota; Metazoa; Chordata; Aves; Passeriformes; Maluridae. The transcript is spliced from 3 exons. The coding region runs from base 59 to 1198 and encodes 379 amino acids. The record is from RefSeq and is a predicted model, not a curated record. Gene Ontology annotation, cellular component: microtubule; Golgi-associated vesicle; axon. Gene Ontology annotation, biological process: positive regulation of axonogenesis; microtubule cytoskeleton organization; regulation of microtubule cytoskeleton organization. Gene Ontology annotation, molecular function: calmodulin binding; microtubule binding.
GUGCGAUCGCGGUGCGGCGCUCAGGGCGCGGAGCGGUCGCUCCCGGCGCGGGGCCGCCAUGGCGUGGCCCUGCAUCACCCGCGCCUGCUGCAUCGCCCGCUUCUGGAACCAGCUGGACAAGGCGGACAUCGCCGUCCCCCUCGUUUUCACCAAAUACUCGGAGGCCACCGAGCAUCCCUCCGCCCCCGCUCCCCCCCCGCGCCCCGCGGCCCCCAUCGAGACCCAGCCCGGCGGCGAGGCGGCGGCGGGAGGCGCAGGGGGUGAGCCGGCUCCCGGUCCCGCCCGGCCCGGCCCGGCCCCUCACGCCUCUCCCCCGGUCGACUCGGUCAUGCGGCAUGACUACAAGCCCUGGAAGGUGCAGCGGCCGGAGCCGAGCUGCAAGCCCAAGAGCGAGUACCAGCCCUCGGACACUCCCUUUGAGAAGGAGACGCAGUACCAGAAAGAUUUCCGUGCCUGGCCCAUCCCCAAGCGGGGCGACCAUCCCUGGAUCCCCAAACCGGGACCUUCCCCCGUUCUGGCCCUGGAUCGCUCUUCCCCGGAGAAAUCGGCUCAGGAGAAGCGGCGGAAGGUGCACAUCAGUGCCGAAAAGAAGGAGGAAGACCCCGAGGUGGAGGAUGAGCAUCCCAAAACAGUGCGGGCCUGGGAUGGGAGAGAGAAGGGUCGGAAGAAGGCGGAGGAGGCGGGCGGGCAGCCGGCGGAGCCGAGCAGGGGCCGGGCGGCCGCCGAUGCUCUCAAUAGGCAGAUUAAGGAGGAGGUAGCGGCGGGGGUCAGCUCGUCCUACAGAAAUGAGUUCAGACCGUGGAUAGACGUCAAGCCCGUGAARGCGAUAAAAGCAAAGCCCCAGUACAAGCCACCAGAUGAGAAAAUCACCCAUGAAACCAGUUACAGCGCUCAGUUCAAAGGGGAAACCAGUAGGCCUUCUCCAGCUGAUAACAAAUACCUGGAACGCAGAAGGAUACGCACUCUCUACAGUGAACCCUACAGAGAACCUCUGAAGGUGGAAAAGCCUAGCAUAAAGCCUUCCAAACCAAAAAAGACCACAACAAGCCAUAAACCCCUGAAAAAGGCCAAAGACAAGCAGAUUGCAUCUGGCCGGGCUGCCAAGAAAAAGAGCGCCGAGACCUCCAACACUGCAAAGCCGGAGGAUAAGGAGAAAAGCAAAGAGAUGAACAAUAAACUGGCUGAGGCAAAAGAGUAAAUGUCACUGCAUUUUCUUUUCCUUCUCAUUUUUUUUCCUUUUCUUUCUUCUUUCCUUUUUUUUUCUUCUCCUUGAUUAAAUAAAGGCCACAAAAUUAAUUAGAGGCUUCUAAUCUGCUUUUUGUUCUGAUUGUUUUAGAAGCUUUUCUGUUUUAUUUCCAAGGAGGAUUAGGAAAUUCUUGUUUCUGAGGUCAGAUUGUUCUGCUUUGCCUGCACACCAUGGCUCUGCACAGAGUGAGGGAUGUGGGAAUGCAUAAGCAGGGUCCUAAGAGAUGAAGGUGAAGGAUCAACAGUGAUUUACAUCCAACUGCUUGUCCCUUUCCUUGAGCUUUGACAGCAUGGAAGUGCAAAUUGAGCCAUGUAGGGGCAGUGCUCUCAUCCCAUGAAGCCCUUUAGGGUUGGCCAUUGUUGUGUCACCUCCCACUGGUGUCAGCAGGUGAAGGGUUUUAAAGGCAGAGAGGAUCAAGAUCAUUCAUGGUGCCGUGGAUCUUCUGUAAAUCCACCAGAAUCAGAGGUGUGGCCAAGAGCAAUUUCCCCUGAUGACACUGAUGGGAAUUCUGCUCCAAGAAGCAAUGGGAAAGGAGAUCCCAUGGAAAUUAAGGGCCAAAUCCUCCACGACAGUAGGUGGGAGUAGGUCCAGCUGCAUCAAGGCAACUUCACUCACUAACACCACUUGAAGUCCUUCAUUUAAAAAAAAUAAAGAGUGAGGGAAGGUGCAGUGGGCAGUGAAGACUUUCCAAAYACAUGGCAGGUUAGACUAGGUUAUCAGCAGAUUGUUCUUCCCUAUUGUUUCCCUAGGUUAUGGAUCUUUUUAAUUAUUACUGUUCUUUUUGAAUCUUGAUCUGCUUUCUUCACUUCUGGGGUGCCAACAGAGCUAGGUUUCAGAAAGUGGUUUAGUUUGCAGGCAUGACCUUCCAAAGGGGUAAAAAGAAAUGUUUCACCAAGGCUGSGUAGAGCUGUCAGUGCCCAUUGUGUUGAUUCUUCCACCUGUUUACGUUCAUGUUGGCUCAYGAGCAUCCUUAGAGGGCCAUAAAAAAAGUUGCUGGGAUCCUUAGACWCCUUCCAGAMAAACUCUCAGGGUUUCAAUCCUAUWUAUUGUGCUCUCUAGGAAAUCCYCACAACCAUUUUGGAAGCCCUAAACACAACAAGACCAUUUGUCAGAUAGUAUGAACUGACCCAACAGGCUGGCAUUUUAUGUCACAGAAUCUGGGUCAUUGGAUCAGUGGGAGAGUUGGGGUCCCAAUCCAAAUUUAUGUGCCUAACYUCUGGAUUGGGUCCUAAAUACAUAAGGAUUAAUCUUGAUCCCACCAAACUGAGCUGUUAAACUCUCCCAUAGCAGAGUAGCUAGCUACAAGUUAAGAUGCAGGGCUCUUGGUUGGUUUUUUUUUGCAGCUCCAAAAUUCCUCUCCUAAUGUGAAGGCCAGCUUGAAACUUCUGGAGGACAAUUGGGAAGCRCAGAGACAGAAAGUAGGGUAUGGAGGUGGUGUGUUGCUGUAGAGGUAGUGGAAUGGGGAAAGUCUUACUGCUAGGGGUAUUUUAGAGACGUGAAACUAUCUAGCAGAAAAAAUAAUGUGUUGGGAGGGUGAGGAGUCCUGUUUUGGGGGUUUUAUCCCAUUAGAAUUGGGUCUUUUGGAAACAUUUAUAAAUGAGUGGUGGUCUACAGGGUUUGAGUGAAAGUUUYGACUGAGGAGAAAAGCUCCAUGAUAUACAGAUAGUAACAUUUGCUGGCCUUAGUAAUGAAUAAAUGACAAGUUCAAUGUAUCAUGUGAUGUGUCCUGUUUGCCUUGUGCUAACAGCCUAAACCUUUGAGUAUCAGUAAGUAUAGUGUUCUGAAUUCAGUGGUGUAAUUUCAAGCUUAGCUGUUUUAGAACUGUGUGCUAUGAGCUAAUCAGGUUUGGCAAUGUGUAUGUGGAAAAUAUACAUUCAUAUAUAGAAAUAUAUUUACGUAUUUAAACCUCCAUGGUUUAGGAGGAAACCAGGGGAAAUCCUCCAGGAAGUAAAACUGUGGAAAUAUUUGUGAAUGUAGUGCUUUUUUUUUUUCUUUUCCUGGAUGUGCAUGCCUCAUGGAGAUGCUGACCUGUUCACAUUGAUCAUUGCUUUUCUGAGUACACAAAAGCCCUGCAGCACUGCACAGCUCUGUCUCCAGAGCAGCUCAGCAAAARGCUUGUGUUGAGCUGGACCAGAGGCAUGCUGCUUGCAGCUCUUCCUACCCAUCACAAAAGGGACAACUGGCCAGAGAAGAUGAGCUCCCAAGACUUUGGCGUGAAUUCCUUGGCUUUUAAGAUGCUUCAUGCAUCUUCACCAUCCUCAGUAAUGUCCUUUCCUAUUGCAGGAUGUAGCACCAGUUGCRAAGAUAUGUCACACCAGGCAAAACACAUCAGGUAGGCCCUAGACAGUUCAAAUAGCUCAAUAU